Messenger RNA from Benincasa hispida (wax gourd), 1641 nucleotides. RefSeq names its product cytokinin dehydrogenase 3-like. Gene Ontology annotation, biological process: cytokinin metabolic process. Gene Ontology annotation, molecular function: cytokinin dehydrogenase activity; FAD binding. NCBI's taxonomy places the organism in Eukaryota, Viridiplantae, Streptophyta, Magnoliopsida, Cucurbitales, Cucurbitaceae. The record is from RefSeq and is a predicted model, not a curated record.
UUCCUCUCUCUCUCUUCUCUCUAAAAAAAUGGCUAUCAACUUUCCCAUUCCAGCUUAUUUCAUAGACAUGGUUUUCAUUAACCGCCUCAAAUCCUUCAUAACCAAAUCCUUUUUCCCCCACCACAUCACCGCCAAUCUCCGCCACGACGCCACCGCCCUCACUUCCGCCGCCAUCGACUUCGGUCACAUGGUUACUAUCCCACCCGCCGCCGUCCUUUUCCCCUCCUCCGUAAACGACGUCGUUACCUUAGUCAAACUCGCAAACUCCCGUCCCGUUCCCUUCAACAUCGCCGCCAAAGGCUGCGGCCACUCCGUCCACGGUCAGGCAAUGGCCGGAAAUGGGGUCGUUGUUGAGAUGACUUCCUUGAAUAAUCCCUCUCGAAUCUCUAUCUCCGGUAGUGAAUCCACCGGAUUCUUUGCCGACGUCGGCGGUGAACAACUCUGGAUUGAUAUACUUAACGCCACUCUUGAACGUGGACUUGCACCGCGGUCGUGGACGGAUUAUCUUUACCUUACCGUCGGCGGGACGUUGUCGAAUGCCGGUAUUAGCGGUCAGACGUUUCGUUAUGGCCCACAGAUUUGUAAUGUCAUCGAACUCGACGUCGUUACAGGGAAAGGAGAUCUUGUAAGCUGUUCAGCAGAAAAGAACAAGGAACUCUUCAAUUCAUCCUUGGUGUGUUUAGGCCAAUUUGGAAUCAUAGUUCGAGCUAGGAUUCCCUUAUUCCCAGCUCCAAACAGGGUUAAGUGGGUUAGAAUGCUGUACAGCAAUUUUAAUGAGUUUCUGAAGGAUCAAGAAAAAUUAAUCUCAAUAAAUAAUAAUGAUAAUAAUGGAAGCAAACAAAAGGGUGGAUUGAACUAUUUGGAGGGUUUGCUUCUAAUGCAUGAUGGUCCCCCAGACAAUUGGAGAUCUUCUUUUUUUCCAUCUUCUCAUCACUCUACAAUCAUCUCUUUGGUUAAUCAACACUCCAUUAUAUACUGCCUAGAAGUUGCCAUGUAUUACGACGAUCGCUCUCGACAUACCCUCGACAAGGAACUUGACGACUUGUUGGAAGGGUUAGAUUUUCUACCCGGAUACAAAUUCGAGAAAGACGUAUCCUACAUUGAAUUCUUGAAUAGGGUUCGAGGUGGGGAGUUGAGCCUCCGAUCACAAGGAUUAUGGGAUGUUCCUCAUCCAUGGUUGAAUCUCUUCGUGCCUAAAUCUCGUAUCGCGGAGUUCGACUCGGGUGUUUUUAAGGAUAUCGUUCUCAAACGAAAAAUUACCAAUGGACCUAUACUCAUCUACCCCAUGAAUAGGAGCAAGUGGGAUGAUAAAAUGUCAGCAGUUAUACCAGAAGAAGAAGUAUUUUACACAAUAGGGUUUUUGAAUUCAAGUGGAUUUGAUGAUUGGGAAGCCAUGGAAGAACAAAACAAAGAGAUUUUAGGGUAUUGCAACAGUGCAAAUAUCAAGAUCAAGCAAUAUCUUCCUCAUUACAAAACAAAAGAAGAUUGGGAGAAACAUUUUGGACACAAAUGGAAAAUUAUUCAAGACAGAAAAUUAGAAUUUGAUCCUAAAAUGAUUUUGUCUCCUGGACAGAAAAUUUUUAAUCCUUAAAGUUACUGUUCUUAUUAUUAGUAUUAUAUUUUGUCUGUCCUUUUUUUUUU